UUAUCAGAGAGCAUUUAAAAAUUGCAAGAAGCUGGUGGAGAAGGAAAAGUGUAGAAGUGUGUGCGUGCAUCUUUCAGUUAAGUCAUUUCCUGAGAAGAGGUAGCAGUCGUGAAAUAUUGUGUGCCAGUUAAUAGUUGUGUUUUACCCUGUUUGGCAUGUCAACACUUGGCGGGGGAAACGUCUGCAUGUGACCGCAUCGCUGUGCUUCUUGCAUGUGGAAUUUUCCUGAAUGAGGCCACAGCUCUCCUGCUGUACUCUAUACAACCACAUUCUCACCUUUUGGUUUCAGUCAAAAAUACUCAGAAAGUCACCUAUAUCCUGUUUGAGUGUAAAGACUCAGUGUUUCUGUUAGCCACAUUCACCCUGAAAUAUGUAUAUUUCAAACUCGUCCCACUGUCCAGUUUGACGUGUGGUUCUCAACUUUUUCUAGAUGCGACCCCCCAGAAUAACCAGAUUGUUUUAGUUUGAACAGCGAGCUCCAAGUUGUUGUCCAGUGGGCUCCAGGCUCUGCAAAGUUUUGAUGUGUUCACUGACUCUCUCUCUCUCUCUCUCUCUCUCUCCAUACAAUCUAUUCUGAGGCAAAUGAUAUCACUGGUACAGACGACGUCAUGUAAAAACCAUCCUCUCGUCGAAAAUAUGUUCUUCAUUAUAUUCUCGACAUCCAUCUGGUGACCCCCGACAUUAUUUAGAAGAUGCUGGACACAAGCAGCAGAGGGGAGAAGAAAAGUGUACAGUUAUAGGAAGGCCCACCCAGAGAUACAUUAUACACCGAUACCUCCAAUAACGGCUGUGAAACUGAGCAGGAAAGAACAAAUCAGCAGCAGUCGCUUUCUGUGUAUCCAUGACGGAUUACCUCGUGGCUGAGAUUAAGUUUAUUCCGGAAGAAACGCCUGGUGUCUCGAAGACGGCGCAGGAAGUCAUUAAAUCUCCCUAAAAUGGAAAAUGUCCAUGAUUUAACGUGUUCAUAUUUUAAUCCAAACAAAGAAGAUCUUUGUGUUAUAGUCUCGUGCUUCUGGCUGCUUUGUUUAGAGCAGAUCGUGCUGUGCUGUGAGGAAGAAGAAAAAACAGGCUGGAUUGGUGCUCUGUUGCCACUACAGCGGCUUGUGAGCUGGGAGUGUGAAGGGCAGAUGGAGGAAGAUGAAGUUACCGGAUGUAACAGACCACAAACUGCUGGAUUUUCUUCUAGGUGACCCACAAAGAGCUCCUCAGACGAGACUGUGGGACCGGCCAUCUCCCUCCCAGCCCGGGCCGUCUUCCUGUCCGACCCUUAAAGGCAAUGAUUAUCAACUGAGACGCUCUGCACAACUCCACUGUGUGAAUGAAUCUUUGCCGUAAAGCCGCUGUGCUCUGCCACCCUGUCACCAUGAAGAGCAAGUACUCCCAAUACUACAACCAGAGCCUGAUCCACUCCUACUAUGCCUUCGCUAAGAACAUGACCACCCAGGAGCUGGCGAAACGCAUUGAGAACAAGAAACAGCUCACUAGCCUCAACAUCGUCAUCGUGGUCCUCUGCACCAUCAUCAUCCUGGAGAACCUGCUGGUCCUCAUCGCUGUCUUCCGCAACAAGAAGUUCCACUCCGCCAUGUUUUUCUUCAUCGGCAACCUGGCGUUCUCUGACCUGCUGGCAGGCUCGGCCUACAUAGCCAACAUUUUCCUGUCGGGGUCAAGGACCUUUGACCUGAUGCCCGUGCAGUGGUUCAUCCGGGAGGGCACGGCGUUCAUCGCUCUGGCUGCCUCAGUCUUCAGCUUGCUGGCGAUAGCUACGGAGCGCUAUAUUGCCAUCACCAAGGUCAAGGUGUACGGCUCCACCAAAACGUGCCGCAUGUUCCUCCUGAUAGGAGCCUGUUGGGUCACCUCCAUCCUGCUCGGAGGACUUCCCAUCAUCGGCUGGAACUGCAUCAACGACCUCCCUGAAUGCUCGGCCGUAUUGCCGCUCUAUUCUAAGAAAUACAUCCUCUUCGUUGUCACCAUUUUCAGCCUCAUACUACUCUCUAUUGUCAUCCUCUAUGUGAGGAUCUAUUUGAUUGUACGCUCCAGUCACCAGGAGGCGACCAACUCGCCGGCCUAUGCCCUUUUGAAAACGGUGACAAUAGUGCUGGGCGUCUUCAUCAUGUGCUGGCUGCCCGCUUUUACCAUCCUCCUCCUGGAUUCAUCGUGCAGGAUACAGUUCUGCCCUAUCCUCUCAAAUGCAGACAUCUUUUUUGGCUUUGCCACUCUGAACUCAGCGCUUAACCCCGUGAUCUACACGCUGCGCAGCAAGGACAUGAGGAAGGAGUUUCUGCGUGUGUUGUGCUGCUGGGGGGUGCUGCACAGCGGGCGGCCAGCCGACCGUUGUCUGGUCCCUCUAAAGAGCUCCAGCUCUCUGGAACACUGCACCCACAAACAUGAACACCAGACCACACCAAUCAUGCAGGACUGUACCACCUGUGUCUGAUACGGUGCAAACACAUUAGAGAGUGUGUGUGUGUGUGUGUGUGUGGUGUGUGUGUGUGUGUGUGUGUUUGUGCGUGCGUGUGUGUGUGUGUGUUGAAGAAGAGAUGCCGUGCUGUGAUGGAGAGAUGUUAAAAGAGACACUCUGGAGUGAAAUGCCUGGCAGGGCGACAACCGCAGCCUUUUUCUUCUUACAAUCCAAAUUGAGUGAAUUCACAAUCAGCAUUCAAUCGAUUGCAGCGGGUGUAAAAACUAAAUGUUUCAAGAGGGAACCAAUUCAGCAGGAGGGAACUGUCAGAAAUGUGAAAAUAGCUUUUUUCUUUUCAUGGGUACUCUCAUUAAUUAAUAUGGAGUUGCAAACCAUUGUCAUGUAUAUGCCUGUCGUCUUGUUUUUCUUUCUUAACAUGUAAACCCCUAUUAAGAGGCAAAAUUAGAAACGUAACGUGCAUACUAUACUAUCGUAGUUAUGGUGAGUCCUUUGAUCCUUUCAGGAACUGAAGCUAUGCAAAGCUUGCAAAGUUCCACCUGUAGAUUACUUCAAAGAUUGUUGUCCUUUGUAAUGUUGAACCACAUUACUCUCCUGUACUGAUUUGUGUAAACAUCAGGCACACAGAUCCACCACUUGCUCUUCACAGAGCUGAAGACAAUGAUCAGCUCCACUGAAGUCAAGUUACCACGAGUGCUCCCUCAACUAAAACCAGGGCUAUAUAUUCCCCAUAUAACCUUGCUUGAACCAUUUGAUUAACUACAAAGGAAUUACAUAAUCUGCUUUACAUAAAUUACAUAAUGCAUGAAAUUCUAACUUAUUUGUAAAUGCUAAUGUAUGUAUGAUAUAUUCCAGCUCCAGCUUCCAUCACCACCCUUCCCUCAUCUGGUCUCAUAAUCGGUCCCUCUUGCUUUUACUGUUGUCUUUUGUAUCUUAACAGUUUCCGUCGAGGAAGGCCUAAUCAGAAAGCACAUUUCCUGAAGUGAGUUGGCACUGAUGCGUUUCAUUCAAUGUCAGCUGUCCAGCAGCUUUGACUAAUGGGGCCGAGGUCCUGACAGUGUUGUAGCAACAAUGUGCGGUCUCAGUUUGUGCCUUCCUCUUGGGGAAAUUAGGCUGAAUGUAUGUAUGAAGUGUUUGGGGCAGGCGCUCCAUUGUUGACAGUAUUAUUGAUCAUCCUUUUGAAUUACCAAGUCAUUGACGAGCAGAGAGUGGGAUGAACAGGGUAGGUCACUCUCACUGUGAAGUCUUAAAUAGCGCCAUGAACAAAAAAAACAAUGUUGUGAACAUCCUGGUUUAAUUUGCUGGCCAUAUGCCUUGUGCAGCUAAAGAAGUAAACACGUCUCAUAUUUCCAAAGACCCCUCUCCUCCCCAACAAAAUACGAGAAGAUCCGGUUCCAAAUGCACAGAGGGCGGGGGGAUCUGCCCUUCUGGGAGGUCACCUUCAUCCUCCUCUCUGACAUCCUACAACAUGUCACUUCCUCCAGCCACAGGAAGUCCUGUUUUUCAUUGUCCGGUUCCUGUUGUUUGGGGUUACACUAACCGUUUUCCUGUGGACACACAUUUAAAACUCUUCUCUCCCUCAGUGUUUUUGAUAUUGACAUUUACAUUUAGAUGACCAAGUAGAAAUGGUGAAAAGCACUUUGGCAGCUUCAGUGAUGUUUGCUUUCCCCCAGUUUUUUUUUCAAUUGAGAGGUAUUUUAAACUAUGUACCUGUCCCUUCAUUGUGUUGCUUGACUCUGUGAUGUUUUAUAAUAAAUACAUGAAUAACUAUGUAUGUUUGUAUGUAUGUAAGUAUGUAUGUAUUUUUGUACAGUAUGUAUGAUUUGUGUUGUAUGAAAUGUCUUGUGUGCAAUAGCCUUUUGUGUCCAAUAGCACGCUGCCUGUGUUAAAUCGGUACAAUCUGAAACACUAAUGUAGGUACAUAAACGUUUUGUUAAUUGCAUUCCCUUUUUUAUAAAAAAUAAAUGAAAUACUGAAAGAAA
This is a messenger RNA of Cyclopterus lumpus (lumpfish), 4398 nucleotides long. It is a transcript of the gene s1pr2, whose product is annotated as sphingosine-1-phosphate receptor 2. Gene Ontology annotation, biological process: sphingosine-1-phosphate receptor signaling pathway. The record is from RefSeq and is a predicted model, not a curated record. Bases 1319 to 2434 code for a protein of 371 amino acids. The transcript has 2 exons. Gene Ontology annotation, cellular component: membrane. Gene Ontology annotation, molecular function: sphingosine-1-phosphate receptor activity. Lineage: Eukaryota; Metazoa; Chordata; Actinopteri; Perciformes; Cyclopteridae.